Messenger RNA from Phoenix dactylifera (date palm), 2649 nucleotides. Its product is annotated as glycerol kinase-like. Gene Ontology annotation, cellular component: mitochondrion. Gene Ontology annotation, molecular function: glycerol kinase activity. The record is from RefSeq and is a predicted model, not a curated record. NCBI's taxonomy places the organism in Eukaryota, Viridiplantae, Streptophyta, Magnoliopsida, Arecales, Arecaceae. Gene Ontology annotation, biological process: glycerol metabolic process; glycerol-3-phosphate biosynthetic process; triglyceride metabolic process.
UUGUCCUCAAUAUGCUGUGUGCUUCAUCUUUUUGACAAUUAGCUGCCUCUAACAAAGCAAGCUCUUUGAUCUUCUUUGCAUUAACGUCUCCCUUUUCUGUAGGCAAAAGCUCAAAUGUAGGAAGAGCAACACUUAUUUAUUAAAAUGGCAUCAGUGGUUAGUUAUCACUCUUCCCCAAUUCCCUCCCAUUCUCUCGGAAAGAUCUCUUUUGCCCAUACGUACAGCCUCACAAAGAUCCUUAUCUUUCUUUCUCCUCUUCGGAAUUCACCAUCAAUCCCCACGGACGGCAGCGCCUGAGAGAAGGCGAAGUAGAGAAGAUGGCGGAAGAGAAGGAAAAGGAGGAGGUCUACGUCGGAUCCAUCGACCAGGGAACGAGCAGCACCCGCUUCGUAAUCUACGAUCGAGAGGCCAAGCCCAUUGCUUCUCACCAAGUGGAAUUCACCCAGUUCUACCCCGAGGCCGGGCAUGCACCGCUCCUUCUCGUUUCUCGUUUCUGUUUUGAUCUUGAAGAUCCGUUCUUUUUCUCGUUAAAAAUUGAAUCUUUAGGCGGAUGGAGCUUCUCUGCUUUGCUCUUCAAAAAAAUCCGUUCUUUUUUGACCUUUCUCGUUAAGAAUUGGAUCCUUGGGUGCUUUUUUUCUUUCUUUUUUAAUAGGUGGGUUGAGCAGGAUCCGAUGGAGAUCUUGGAGAGCGUGAAGGUGUGCACGGCGAAGGCCGUCGACAAGGCCACGGCGGACGGGUACAACGUGGACAGGGGCUUGAAGGCUAUUGGUAUUGCGAACCAGAGAGAGACCACUGUGGUUUGGAGCAAGUCAUCGGGUCUUCCCUUCCACCAUGCCAUCGUCUGGAUGGACGUCCGGACCAGCUCCAUCUGCAGGAGAUUGGAGAGCGAGCUUCCCGGUGGGAAAAACCAUUUCCUUGAUGCAUGCGGUUUGCCCAUCAGCACCUACUUCAGUGCCAUCAAGCUCCUGUGGCUGAUGGAAACAGUCGAAGCCGUGAAGCUGGCCGUUCAAGCCGGGGAUGCGCUGUUCGGCACCAUCGAUGCAUGGUUGAUCUGGAACCUCACCGGAGGCUGCGGCGGCGACGUCGGCGCCGUCGACCAGGAGCAGCACAGGGUCUAUGGCUUGCAUGUCACCGAUUGCUCCAACGCAUCCAGGACGAUGCUCAUGAACCUCAAGACUUUGGACUGGGACAAGCCCACGCUGGAGACCUUAGGCAUCCCCAUUGAGAUGAUGCCCAAGAUCGUCACCAACUCGGAGAUCAUCGGCGUGGUUGCCCAUGGAUGGCCCCUCUCUGGGGUGCCCAUCGCCGGAUGCCUCGGCGAUCAGCAUGCUGCGAUGCUAGGUCAGUUGUGUCAGCAUGGUGAAGGCAAGAGCACCUAUGGGACUGGUGCAUUCAUUCUUAUCAAUACCGGAAAGGAUAUCGUCAGAUCGCACCAUGGAUUGCUCAGCACGGUUGCAUACAAGCUCGGCCCGGGUGCGCCGACGAACUACGCAUUGGAAGGGUCCAUCGCCAUUGCAGGCGCCGCCAUCCAGUGGCUGAGAGAUGGCCUUGGGAUCAUUCAGAAUGCAGCAGAGGUCGAAGAGUUGGCAGAGCUCGUCGAGAACUCCGGCGGAGUGUACUUUGUGCCGGCGUUCAUUGGGCUGUUUGCACCGUGGUGGCGCGAUGAUGCAAGGGGGGUGUGCAUAGGGAUGACCAGGUUCAGCAACAAGGGGCACAUUGCUCGGGCCGUGCUAGAAAGCAUUUGCUUUCAAGUGAAUGAUGUGCUCGAAUCUAUGUACAAGGAUGUUGUGGAGCAUGGUGGAGUAGAAAGCAAAGAUGGGUCAUUCUUGCUUCGGGUUGAUGGUGGUGCUAGUGCCAAUAAUCUUCUUAUGCAGACCCAGGCUGAUCUUUUGGGUAGUGCAGUUGUGAGGCCUGGGAACAUAGAAACAACAGCUCUUGGUGCAGCAUAUGCAGCUGGACUUGCUGUUGGGAUUUGGUCAGAAGAACAGAUAUUUGCAUUUGGUGACAAUGCAAAGGCUACCAUUUUCCAACCCCAAUUGGAUGAGUCCAAGAGGCAGAAGAGGUCUGAUUCCUGGUGCAAGGCUGUCUCUAGAACUUUUGAUUUGGCUGACCUUGGCCACUGAUGUCCACAUAUUUUCGCGGUUAGCCUCCUAAUCGGCCUCCUUUAUAGAAGGAACAUUAACCCUUAAAUAAGGUUCUCACUGGAGAUUUUGCCAAAUGAAACAAGUAUUUUAUGUUUCUUGACAAGGACAAAACUCUUGUGAACGGAACAUACCUCUUGUCUUUCAAAGCCUUAAUGGGAAUGAAAUUGAAUUCGUUUUUCAAAGCCUCAGUUAGCAAUAAUUUCAAAAUUUUUGAAUUCAGAGAUUGAGAAAAUUAAUUUUUUCUGGGAUCAGGGAACAUCCUAUGCUCCUGAAUGAACUCAUUCCCGGACAGGUCAGUGUUGAGCUCCUACCAUCCUGCUAGAUCUGUUUCAUUCCAACCUCAUUAAGUCACUAUUAACAUGUUGUCCAUUAAUUAAGUGGCUAUUAUGGCACCGAUAUGCCUUGUAUUGGCACUGAUCGACAAAUUUGUAAUAUUUGAUUAAGAUUUCCUUAAGACAAAUUUUCGCAUGUUCUCCAUGUCAUAAUCAUGCAGAGGUAAAUCUAA